Messenger RNA from Pseudopodoces humilis (Tibetan ground-tit), 4496 nucleotides. RefSeq names its product NFKB inhibitor interacting Ras like 1 (gene NKIRAS1). Gene Ontology annotation, molecular function: GTPase activating protein binding; GTPase activity; GTP binding. Gene Ontology annotation, biological process: Ral protein signal transduction; negative regulation of canonical NF-kappaB signal transduction. The record is from RefSeq and is a predicted model, not a curated record. NCBI's taxonomy places the organism in Eukaryota, Metazoa, Chordata, Aves, Passeriformes, Paridae.
GUAUGCUUUUCAGAGCACCCUGGCUUGUGAAGCAUUGCCUGGUUAAACUGGAAUUGAAGCAGGACAACGCCAGUUCCUCCUGGUCCAGAAAAGGGCUCCGCUGCGGAACCGGCCCUCGGGAAACAUGGGAAAGGGCUACAAGGUGGUGGUUUGUGGAAUGGCCUCAGUGGGAAAGACUGCGAUUUUGGAGCAGCUUCUCUAUGGAAAGCAUACUGUUGGCUUAGAAGAGGGUGCCACAAUGGAAGAUGUGUAUUUGGCAUCGGUGGAGACAGACCGAGGCGUGAAGGAACAAUUGCGGCUUUAUGACACCAGGGGUCUGCAGGAGGGUGUGGAAUUGCCCAAGCACUAUUUCUCUGUGGCUGACGGCUUCGUCCUGGUGUACGCCGUGACCAGCCUCGAAGCCUUCCAAAGAGUCGAACUGCUCAAAAAGGAGAUUGACGUCUUCAGGGACAAAAAGGAGGUUGCAGUUAUUGUCUUGGGAAACAAAACUGACCUCCUGGACCAAAGGCAAGUGGAAACAGAAGCAGCACAGCAAUGGGCAAGGGCUGAGAAAGUGAGACUGUGGGAAGUGACUGUGACAGAUCGGAAAACACUGCUUGAACCCUUCACCUUCUUAGCUAGCAAACUGUCCCAGGCCCAGAACAAAUCAACAUUUCCCUUGCCUGGAAGGAAGAGCAAAGGGAAUAACUGUGAAAACUAGACUAGCUUAGCAUUGUCUCCUGCUGCCAGGUCACAGUCUAAGUCCUUUUUGUGCCAUUUGCUCCUUGCAGUUUCAUUUAAAGCAAUAAUACCACUCAGCAAUAAAAUCAGCAAGCUUAUAGCUAAGAGGCAUCCUUCCUUCUCACAGACUUGGCUUGAAAAAGCUGCUGUUGGUAAAAGCCUCAAAAAGCACUUCAUGAGAGCAGUUAUUUUGCUGCCAGGAUUAUGGAGGAGGAAGGGAUAGAUGGGAUACCUCUUAGCAGGGCCUUUUACUAUGCCUGGAUAUAGCCAUGUUGAGGGACAAAUCAACAAGCUUACCAGUAUAUAAUCGCCCUGCAGAUCUAUAGCCUGUAGUCACAAAAAGUAGCUGCAAUUUGGAAAAAGCUUUCAGUUUGGAAAGGUGAUAUAUUUGAAAUGGCAACAGUUCUUUUACCUUGACCUUAAACAGGGCCAUAGGGCUUUUUGAUGCUGCAAGAGACUGAGAUCAGUGUCUUGCUGUAGGAAAGGAUAUGGAGUGGGAGGAACAGUUACCAGAUUUAGCCAGUGAUGUUUUGCUAGUGUCUGGAAGAAAAAAAACACCCCCCACAUCUUCUGGGAAAUACCCCAACAUGAACCUUGUCAACAAAGUCUAGUAAGCAGUGCUUUCAUGUCAGGAAUUCAUUUGUAGAAACCAGAAAAGCUCUUGGAGCACUCAUUGAUUGAACAACCUAAGGACAACGCAGCUAUGGGUUUGCUCCAGCCUGUCCACUACAAAUCAGUCACAUUCUCAUAGGUGGUAAUUUUACUGAGGAUUAUAUGGAUCAAUUUUGUAUGCAGGAUGUAUUGCUGGGCUCUGCUUAGGGCACACUUACCUGGCUGCUCAGGUAAGCUGCAGCAAUCUGCCCUCCAUAGGCCAGAUAACAGCUGGUACAAAGUGCUGUAUGACUCUGCAGGUGGGGGCUGAGGAGGGUAGGAGGCUGCCUUUUUGCAGACAUCCCUGUGGCAAAUGCCCAGAAAUACCUGUACGAACGGCCUCGGUCUUCAUGCACUGCACAUGGUUCAGCUGCAGGAGCACAGCUGCACGUGCUGUGUUUGCCUCAACCCUGGCAAACCUGUGUGCUGAAGGACUCUGCUGUCCCAGACCAGCCUGGCAGUAAACUGAACUAAAGGGGAUAUAUAGACGGACAGAAUGAGCCACUUUUCCCAGAGACAGGAGCCAGAUUUUUGGCAUCUAACAACCUGCUGUACUAAUUGAUGCUAGCUUUUCUUUAUAUUUGAAGGCAAGAGCAGGGAAAGGGAGUGAAGUACCCAGUUUCUGCAUUUUCCACUAAAUUAAUCCUCUUUUGAACAAAUACUAAGAAUUUCACUGUGAAUCAGCAAAACCACAAGCAAUAUUUGCACUGUCAUAUCAUAAGUGCUAAAUUGUGUGCUUAAUGAUCACAAUUAAGCUCAUAGUAUUGCUCUUCCUGAAUACUGAUUAAUAAAGCCUGUCAGCACUACUAAAGUCUGUCAGCAUUAUUAAUGUCAGAGCAGCAGUACACUUCACUGAAAAUUAAGCAGGAAUCUCUACCAUUAUAAUGGAGGUAGACGAAACUGUUUAUGCGCUUUGCUCAAUAUGGUUUGAAUUGCUGUGGCCAAGGAGUAAGAUAAGAGAGUAAUUAUGAAUGAGCAAGCUUUUGUAAUGCCCUGCUAGGAACAUAAAAUUGUUUCCAUUGCAACACUGCAGCUGAGUAAGCACUAUAGCACGACCUCCCCCUACCUGGCCAGUAAUAGUCAUUGUCCCCAGCAGUGCUGCAGGAUGACACUCCCUCCUCACUCAUUUCCUACUGAACACACGUGUAAGUGUACUCCAGGCUUCUUCCUACCCAGAAGACCCAGUAUAUGCUUGCAUGCUUGGCAAGUGGAGGCGACUUCAGAGCAGCAGUGGUUCACCACCUCACUACAACCUCUUACCAAGGAAUGGGUCACGUUCCUAUUCUUCAGCUCUGCAAAACCCUUUUUCUCAAAGGGACUUCCAUCAGCCUUGAAGCAAUCAAAAUAAGUGAAGAUGUCUACUAAUAGCACAUCACUAAAGCUGACCCUUGAGCCAAAGGAGUGCAUAUUGACAAGUCUGAAUGAACUUAAAAUGCCUGGAGAUGGAAAGAAUGGGGAUGACUGGUUCCUGUCCAGCUCUGCAUGCUGCAGACUUGGUGCCAAUUUUUCUGCCAAGACUGAUGUCACCUGUAGGCUGCCAGAGCUGUGCAGUGCAAGUGUAGCUUGCUUGCUUGCUCCACUGGACUUCCAGGACCUGACUGUUUUAAGACAGGCAAGGGAAACAGAUCUUCUAAAUGACUAAGGCCAUUUUUCCAAAUAGGCUACAUAAAGGCAAACACAUUUUCUUUGAUUUGGCUAAAUUUAGAGUUUAGAUUAUUUGAGACAUUCAGAUAAAAAAAAAAAAACACCACCCACUGUUUUCUUUCAUAAACUUAUUCUGAUGUUUUUUCUAAAUAUUAUAGUGUUUUACUGACAAGUGAUGGAAAAUCUGGUGUCUCAUCUACAAAUGAUAUGCACACAGUGGCUGUUACUGGAUAAAAAUGAAACUUGCUGUAGUAGAGUUUUACACAGGGCUAACAGGCAAAGUACAGUGUAUAAUGUGAUAGCUAAUGGGCAGAACAUGCAUUUUUUUCUUACUGUUCCACUGACUCAAACCCUGUUCUAGGUCACUGGGAUUAUUUACCUGCUGCAAAACUAGAGUCCUUUCACAAUAUAAUGGAGAAAAAUUAUUAUAAAGAAGAAAAACGAAUUAGGAAACUAAACCAUCUUUCUCUCUUCCUCUAAAGCCUCUACCCUGCUGAAUAAACAUUGUACAAAUCAGUUGCCCCCACCAGUUACAACAGUUAAUUUGACAUGUCCUGGUGGCACAAAGCAAGAAGCUGGAAAAAACCUACUGAGAGAUUAAGCCAUUUACUCUUUACUCAGUAGCAGAGAGGGAAAGAUUACCAGAGAUGCUCCUAGUGUUAUGUAGAUACCAAACAGGCAAACAGCUGAGGGAACUCAUACACCAAAGGCACUGUCAAAUGACAGCAGUUCAACUGAUGAGGGUAAGGUGCUACUAUCCACAGCCACCCAGCAAAGGAAAGGACACUUUUAAUUAACAGACCACUUUGGCCCAAUUUAGAUUUGCUCUGUAUCUAGAUAGGAUGAGAGGUACUCAAAUGAAAUACAUGCAGAAUUUUUUUUGCUCCAAAUCCGAGAGCGCAGAUGACCACCCAGCACUCACAAGAAUGUCGCAAGGUGAAGGGCUCGCCAUGUGAAAAUGAAUCUGUGCUUCCGGCCUGUACCUUAAGGGAGUGGUUACAAAUGCCAUCUCCACAAUUUACUGCCCUCUUGCUACACACCUCACUGUAAACACUAUGUCUCUAGGAGAUAAUCUUUAUAGGUAGUUAAAGGCUCUACAGAUACGCCUUUACGGUGUUGUCUGCUACCUUACCAGGGCAUGAUUCCUUCUCUUCCAAGUGUGGAUAGUCCACUCCAUCAGAAAAGCAUCAAGACAUUCUUUUCUUCCUUCUGCUUCUGGCCUCUUUCCCUUCCAGAUAGCUUACACUUUUCUGGUUGUACUUUCAAACAACAUGCCAGUCCUGCAGAGGCAAGGCUGUGAAAACUUAAGCUAAAAAUUAACUAUCAUGGACUCUGUGGCAAGUUACCUCCUCAUGGCCAGGUACCUGCACAACACUUAGUGAACACUUGUGAAGGUCUUAUGCUGUCAUUCAUUGUAUGGUUGUCUAGAAGUGUCUUCCUAAAAUAGCAGCAGUCAGUGCACUCACCUGCAGAUCUCCCUU